Cuscuta epithymum is the source of this 2266-nucleotide messenger RNA. NCBI's taxonomy places the organism in Eukaryota, Viridiplantae, Streptophyta, Magnoliopsida, Solanales, Convolvulaceae. The record is from the annotation of a GenBank genome assembly.
AGAGAGAGAGAGUCGUUGAUUAGGCGUGUGUUGCUGACGACGCGGGAAUGCAUUGACUUUUGCUUGCAAAGUCGUCGCCGGUCUGUACAAUUCGAGUAGAUUGCACUCUAUACGCCAUUAUUAGUGGUAGCUGUAUAAAGAAGAACACUGCAUGAUCGAUCAAUAGUAAAUAACCAGACCCAAUCAAUCACCGUUCACGCCGACUAGCUAGAGAGCAUGGAGAGUCUACUGAAGGAGAAGAGAGGGGGAGAAACGGUGCUGGACAUGUCGCCGCGAUCUACGCCCGGAGGCGGCGUGGAAGACGUAUACGGCGAGGAUCGCGCCACCGAGGAUCAGCUCCUUACUCCCUGGACGACUUCUGUUGCCAGUGGCUACAAUUUGUUAAGAGACCCUCGUUUCAACAAAGGCCUUGCUUUCAAGGAGAACGAAAGAGAUGCUCAUUACCUCCGAGGUCUCCUUCCUCCUGUAGUUGCUUCCCAGGAGCUUCAGGAGAAGAAGUUUAUGCAAACUAUCCGCCAAUAUGAUCUUCCCAUACACAAGUAUAUGGCUAUGAUGGAACUUGAGGAGAUGAAUGAAAGACUGUUCUACAAGCUUCUUAUUGAUCAUGUGGAUGAGCUACUACCAAUUGUCUACACCCCAACAGUUGGUGAGGCUUGCCAGAAAUAUGGAAGCAUAUUUAAGCGUCCUCAGGGUCUAUACAUCAGUUUGAAGGAAAAGGGGAAGAUUCUCGAGGUAUUGAAGAAUUGGCCAGAGAGGACAAUCCAAGUCAUUGUUGUAACCGAUGGUGAGCGAAUUUUGGGACUUGGUGACCUUGGCUGCCAGGGGAUGGGAAUACCCGUGGGGAAGUUGGCUCUUUAUACAGCACUUGGUGGAGUUAGGCCUUCAGCGUGUUUGCCUAUAACAAUUGAUGUUGGGACAAACAAUGAGCAGUUGCUGAAGGAUGAGUUCUAUAUCGGGCUUAGACAGAAGAGAGCAAUUGGACAGGAAUACUAUGACUUUCUGGACGAGUUCAUGACUGCUGUAAAGCAAAACUAUGGUGAAAAGGUUCUUGUACAGUUUGAAGAUUUUGCAAACCACAAUGCAUUUGAGCUGCUGGCCAAAUAUGGAACCACUCAUUUGGUCUUCAAUGAUGAUAUACAGGGGACAGCUUCUGUGGUGCUUGCAGGGCUUGUGGCCUCACUUAAGCUACUUGGGGGUACCUUAGCUGAGCACAAGUUUUUGUUCCUUGGUGCUGGAGAGGCUGGCACUGGUAUCGCAGAGCUAAUAGCUCUUGAGAUUUCAAAGAAGACAGAAACCCCUAUUGAAGAAACUCGUAAAAGGAUAUGGCUUGUGGACUCAAAGGGGUUGAUUGUUAGUUCUCGAAAAGCAUCUCUUCAGUCCUUCAAGAAGCCUUGGGCACAUGAACAUGAACUUAUUGACAAUCUCUUAGACGCUGUCAAGGCUAUCAAGCCGACAGUGUUGAUAGGUACUUCUGGAGUCGGAAAAACAUUUACAAAAGAAGUGAUUGAAGCCAUGGGUGCAAUUAACAAGAGACCUCUUAUAUUGGCACUUUCCAACCCAACAUCACAAGCCGAAUGUACUGCUGAAGAGGCUUACAAAUGGACUGAGGGUCGUGCAGUGUUUGCAAGUGGCAGCCCGUUUCCUUCAGUAGAAUACAACGGCAAACUUAACAUACCUGGCCAGGCUAACAACUGCUAUAUUUUCCCUGGGCUGGGUUUUGGUCUGGUCAUGUCUGGUACCAUCCGCGUGCAUGAUGAUAUGCUCCUAACAGCUUCUGAGGCUUUGGCCAGCCAAGUAACUGAAGAACACUAUGCGCAAGGAAUGAUUUAUCCUCCUUUCACAAACAUCAGGAAGAUAUCUGCUCAUAUAGCUGCUAGCGUAGCUGCUAAAGCAUAUGAACUUGGUGUUGCAACUCGUCUUCCUCGGCCUGCGGAUUUAGUGAAGUAUGCUGAGAGUUGCAUGUACACUCCCAUCUAUAGAAACUAUCGUUGAAUUAGGGCGCAGCUAGCAGUCGUCUCAGCUCAGAGUGAUCAAGGAAUGGCACCAACUUAUCCCCACUAGAUCGAUUCUAAUACUUCUUUUUGUUUGAUCCGUAUGUGUAUUAAAAUAGAAAGUGUUUCCCAUCAAAUAAAAAUAAAAAUAAAUAAGGUGCAUUUAAUUAUUGAAUCAAUUCCUCUAUAUACAUAACAUAAAAAAUAUAUCAAACUGGUACCUGAUGGAUUCCUAAUUGAUCUUUACCGUUGUUAUUGCGCUCCUUGUGUCCCCC